AUGUAACGAAUCGAAUGACAUAAAUAAUAUAACUUAUUACGAUUAAUGGUUACAGAGAUAAUUGAUUUCCCGUUAAUACCUUAAUCAUUUUUUAACUUUGAGGGCAGCUCGGGAAAGAGUUCCAGGGGUAUUUCUUGGGACUUUUUGAGAAAAUAACCUUCUGGAGUGGCUCUAUCGAUGAUGAAAAAUAUAGCUUUAUCUAAUGUUCGAACCGAAACUACUUUUUGAACCUUCAUUGAUUAGGUUUUGAGUAUAGAUCCCCCCUUACUACAGAUCAAUUUAAAGUAUAGGCUACAUCACUGAAUUAAAAAAAUAUGCUCUACUGACUUACUUUACAUUUCAGAAAGAAAAAUUUAAAUUCUUUCUAAUUAGGCUAUAAAUUGUCGUUUAUUAUUUUUUGUUCAGGAACAAAAAGGGGUUCGAACAUUAUUUGUUGAUGAUUUCUAGUUAAAACUAUUUUUAAUCGUAGAAAAACAUUGCAAUGAGUGCGGUUUGUGGCGGUUGUGAAAAACCGUUGACCGCGGACGAAAAAACCUUGAAAUGCAGUGGAUACUGUGAUCAUUUGUAUCAUUUGGAAUGUGCUUCUGUUUCCCCUGCCGAUUUUGAAAAAAUCACUGCUGAAAAGAAAUCCGCUUGGCAGUGCACAAAGUGUGUCAACCAGAAAUGCUCGGUUUGCACAAAACUGAUCGGACAGACCGAAUCUAAGAUUCGUUGCAGUGGAUUGUGCAACCGCAAUUUCCAUGUGCAUUGUUCUGGCUACAAGAAACUGCUGGGGGCAGCCGAUGAGAAGUGGCAGUGCGUCAGUUGCUUUGACGGCCCCAAGUGUAGGGUGUGUGACAAACCUUUCAAAAGGAGGGACAAGAAAAUUCUAUGCACCGGUGUUUGUCAGCGUUUCUACCAUUUGAGUUGCUUGGAUAUUCCGGUGGAAGCUUUCGAGGAACAAUGGAGUGGAAAAGAGGAUUCGUGGGUUUGCUUCCCAUGUCAAGAGAAUACAAACAAAUCCGUUUCCAUUGAUAGUGGGAAAUUGGACGAGAAAGAGAAACUGAAGCGUGAUAAUAAAAUGUUGAGGAGUGAGCUGAAAUCCAUCAAUGAGGUACUAGUUAGCCUGAGUACUGAACUUGUUGAGCAACGUCGUUUGGUGAAAGAAGCCGAAUCUGAAGUGCUCAACCUCAGUGAGGCAAUACUUGUCAAACAAGAAGAGAUAGUCGAGUUGCACGAAGCUCUGAAGAGUGUUGGAAUAAAGAUGAAUGAUCGUAUGAAGAAAGCAUCCAACAAUCAGAUUCCUUUGCUGAAAAACAAUCUAAACUCUCAAUCGAACGAAAAAGAUGGUUUAUUUCAAGAGAAAAAGAUUCAUUUCAAUGAGAGUAACACAAACUCAGUUCUGACGCAGACACCAAAGAGGUAUCGUCAGAAUUAUAGAGGAAUGAAAAAUACUCAUCGCUCGGAUGUGUCCAAUGAACUAUGUCUGAAAAUGCCUUCUGAUACUGUGGUUCUCCAUGUGGAGAGCACAUCGGAUUCGCAUGCUCGUCUCAAAGUGCGUAAUCCAAGAGUAGAGCCUCAGAUAUCAUACUGCUCACAUGAUAUGGUGUGUUUGAAGGACAGUGCAACUCAAACUGAUGACGAACCACCAAAUCCUGGUUUGCUGGAGCCGGAUGACUACAGAGUCAUGAGAGGUGGUCUAAGUCUGCCAACUUCUCCUGAAUACUCAGAUAGGAGCAGAAGCCCAAUGAAAAGUCCAAGAGGAAGAGGAAACCUGGACUUACACAAAAGUGCCUAUUGUUUUUCUGGCAUUUCUCCUUCAACCCCUGUUUUUGACAACCCAGCUGCUGGAGAAGUGGGAAAGCCAACUUCUGAAAUGUACAUACGUCAGUACCAAUACAGAGAAGAGUUGAAGAAGCAGAUUGAAGAAAGACAAAAAUUGGAAGCUGAAAGGAAGGAAAGAGAAAGACUUGAAGAAGAAGCUAUAGAAAGGAGAGUAAGAGAACAACAGGAAAAACUGAGAAGACAGUAUGAGAUUGAAGAACAAGAAAGACUGGACUACAUAAUGCGGAGGCAUAUCCAAGAUGACGUUCUGCGUCAGAGACUGGCUGAUAUACAACAGCACGACACGAGGGAGAAGCCAGCAGGGGGCAAAGAACGUAUGCGCCCGGUGACUGUCACUCACUGCUCCAAGGAGGACAGCAACCAAGUGCGUGCUGCUGAACCAGGUGACCCGGUCUGUCAGCUGAUUGAAUCAGCUGAGAAUAUGUUGAAAGCACCGCUGCUAGCCGACCCCGCUUGUAGUGCGCCUCUUCCUCCACCCCUCCCACCAUCUCCCCGGCUUGAGACGCAUUCCGUAGCGGGUAGAAGGCAGGCCGACGCUUCACCCUGUAGACGCCAGCCCGUGCUGAAGGCAGUCUCGCCAUGUGUCAGUGUCAAGCCUCGCUCCAACAACGCUCAAAUACUGGACAACAAAUGGCAGGUACCAGCGGUUGAAAGAAGCUACAUUCAACCCAGAUCUGUACUCGGAAAUCAUGCAGAUCAAGUGCAUUCCUCGCCAGAUAAUGUCCUAACUCAGUUGAGUUCGUUUCGCCGUCAGUUACAGAUGGAGCAUUUCAGACUAAACGAAAGAAUGCAACAACAAUCUAAACGUAGAUCACCUUAAGCUACACGUACAAGUCAGGAAAUGUUCCAAAUUCUGGAAAUUUCCAACAAUAGAUGCAAUAAUAUUCUCGUAUGCAGAAGUAACGUUUAGCUUUAAUUAUAAUAUAUAACGUGUAUUGGUUAACGCUAAAUAGACUAGCAAAUGAUGGCGGUCAGACAAACUUAUGUUUUCCUGAUUGAAAACUACACAACAUUUCAAAUAAAUCGGAAAUAUACAGUGUAUAUGUCGGUAUUUGAGACUCAUGAGCGUUAUAUGUGUUGUGUAUCUGCCAUACCCUAAAUAAAUAAUAGAUGUGUAAUUUGUAUAAGGUAAUUCAUGUUAGGGAGGUUCUUGAUUCUUAUCAUUAUAUAUACUGAACUUUAACAUUGGAUAUCUAUUUUUGAUAAUAUUAUUAAAAUGUUUGAUCGAGACAAAAUCA
This is a messenger RNA of Nilaparvata lugens (brown planthopper), 3062 nucleotides long. RefSeq names its product inner centromere protein-like. The transcript has 7 exons. Lineage: Eukaryota; Metazoa; Arthropoda; Insecta; Hemiptera; Delphacidae. The record is from RefSeq and is a predicted model, not a curated record. The coding region runs from base 482 to 2644 and encodes 720 amino acids.